GGGGGGGGGGCAAGAUGGCGGUGGUGGAAGUGGAGGUAGUGGGGGCGCCGCUGGAGCCCGGCGCCGAUGAGGUUGACCUGUCACACCUGGACCCGGACGAGAGAUGGAGGAUCGAGCAUGCCCGGAUGCACGCCAAGCACCGGGGCCACGAGGCCAUGCACGCCGAGAUGGUCCUCAUCCUGAUUGCCACGUUGGUGGUCGCCCAGCUGCUCCUGGUCCAGUGGAAACAGAGGCACCCUCGCUCCUACAACAUGGUGACCCUCUUCCAGAUGUGGGUGGUCCCCCUCUACUUCACUGUCAAGCUGCACUGGUGGCGAUUCCUGGGCAUCUGGGUUUUCUUCUCGGCCGUCACGGCUUUCGUUACCUUCCGAGCCACCCGGAAGCCCCUGGUCCAGACCACCCCCAGGUUGGUCUACAAGUGGUUUCUCCUCAUCUACAAGAUCAGCUACGCCAUAGGCAUCGUGGGCUACAUGGCUGUCAUGUUCACCCUCUUCGGCCUUAAUUUAUUAUUCAGAAUUAAACCGGAAGACGGCAUGGACUUUGGGAUCUCCCUGCUGUUCUACGGCCUCUACUACGGAGUCCUGGAACGGGACUUUGCGGAGAUGUGUGCGGAUUACAUGGCCUCCACCAUCGGGUUCUACAGCGCCUGCGGGAUGCCCACCAAGCACCUCUCAGAGAGCGUCUGUGCCGUCUGCGGGCAGCCGAUCUUCGUGGACGUCAACGAGGAAGGGAUCAUCGAGAACACCUACCGGCUCUCCUGCAACCACGUCUUUCACGAGUUCUGCAUCCGGGGCUGGUGCAUUGUGGGGAAGAAGGAGACCUGUCCCUACUGCAAGGAGAAAGUGGACCUCAAGCGGAUGUUCAGCAACCCCUGGGAGCGGCCGCAUGUGAUGUACGGACAGCUGCUGGACUGGCUGCGCUACCUGGUGGCCUGGCAGCCGGUCAUCAUCGGACUGGUGCAAGGGAUUAACUAUAUUUUGGGGCUGGAGUAGCCCCCCCCCCCCCGUUCCUGCCCCGGAGCCCGGACUCCCCUGGGGAGCCAAGGAGGCCUUGGGAGACCCCCGGGAGCAGCCUUCUCGGCCA
Messenger RNA from Thamnophis elegans (Western terrestrial garter snake), 1083 nucleotides. Its product is annotated as RING finger protein 121. The record is from RefSeq and is a predicted model, not a curated record. The transcript has 9 exons. Gene Ontology annotation, molecular function: metal ion binding; ubiquitin protein ligase activity. Lineage: Eukaryota; Metazoa; Chordata; Lepidosauria; Squamata; Natricidae. The coding region runs from base 15 to 992 and encodes 325 amino acids. Gene Ontology annotation, cellular component: endoplasmic reticulum membrane; Golgi membrane.